Adineta steineri is the source of this 1032-nucleotide messenger RNA. Lineage: Eukaryota; Metazoa; Rotifera; Eurotatoria; Adinetida; Adinetidae. The record is from the annotation of a GenBank genome assembly.
AUGGCAAUAACAAUUUUACCAUUCAUACAACAAGGAAUAACUCGAUAUGGUAUUACAAUUUGUCUGAUAUUGGGUCCUCUAGGAAAUAUAUUCAAUUGUAUGGUGUUUACACGGAGUUCACAUCGUAAUAUUCCUAGUUCAGUUUAUUUUCUAUCUCUCUCGGUAUUUGGUAUUAUUCAUUCAAUUUGGUCAUUUACUCCAAUUCUUUAUGCACUUAAUCAUCCUGAUCCUCAAAACUAUUCAUUAUUCUAUUGUAAAAUACGAUUAUAUGGCAGUCAUAGUCUUGGCCUAUGUCUUCGUUAUGUUAUUAUGUUAGCUUGUGUUGAUCGAUUUCUUGUCACACGUACAAAUGUUCAUAUUCGUUCAUUAAGUUCAGUUAAUAUGGCAAGAAAACUUGUUUUUAUUAUGUUUGUAUUAUGUUCAUUAAUAGCUAUACAAAUACUUGUCACAGAGGACAUAAAAAAUAGUAUCUGUACUAUGUUGACUACAUACAAAUUACCCUAUUCAAUUUAUCAAAUCAUAGUUGUUAGUAUUGUACCACCAAUGUUAAUGUGUAUCUUUAGUAUUCUUACUAUUCGUAAACUUCAUCAACGACAUGAUAUUAUUCAAUCAAAUGUUAGAAGAAAAGAUCGAUAUCUUAUGCGUAUGGUAAUUGCUGAAGUUAUGAUAAAUGUUUUAACAUCAAUUCCUUAUUCAGCUAAUCUUCUCUAUGGAGCAUUAACAUAUUAUGUUGUAAAUAAAAGUGCUCUACGACUGGAGAUUGAAUCAUUUAUUUCCUAUAUUGCUCAAUUUCUUAUUUAUUUCUUAGGUAUUGCACCUUUCUAUCUAUUUAUAUUGGCAUCAAAACCUUUUCGAAAGGAAUUCAUUAAUUUAUUCAUUAACUUUUGGAAUAAGUACAUCAUACGAUUAACACGAAUUGUUCCAUUAUAUGACCCAAAUAUUUCAAGAAUAAAUAAUGGUCGGGCGAUUAAUCAUGACAGACAACAAAAAGCUACAUUGAAUCAAGAAAAAAAUAUCACAUCGAUAGUCUAA